This is a messenger RNA of Amoebophrya sp. A120, 6573 nucleotides long. The record is from the annotation of a GenBank genome assembly. NCBI's taxonomy places the organism in Eukaryota, Dinophyceae, Syndiniales, Amoebophryaceae.
CACAACGGGGCCGUGGCGACAUUUCUGGCGUUCUUUCGAGAGAACCACGCGUGAUGGUUCGUGUAUGAAUCGGUAAAGUCGCAUCAUCUAUUGACCCCUCAGCAUCAAGAUCAUCAUGCCCAAAACCUACGGCACCGGUCCCCACGCCUACGCCGCGCGCUGCCGCGAUGGCGUUCGGGGCGCGGCGCACAACUUCGGCAUGCGGUGCCGAAAUUUGGCUUCCAUGAUUCCGAAGGGGGUGUGGCCGAUCUACGCGUGCUACCUGGCAAUGCAGAUUCUGGACAGCACAGCCGGGCCGCUGUUUUUGCCGUUCUUGCGGACGCUGGUGAUCUGCGACACCCCGACGAGUAGCACGGCCAAUGUGGCAACGACGUCGUCUUCUAGCACGAACGCGCCGUCGGGGACCAUGGAUGCCUCAAGGGUGCUCGUCACAGCGGGUGCGAAUCCUGACGUGGGAACAAGUGCUGCUUCAGGAUCUGGUUCUGGCGGUACUACUAGCAGCGCAGCGGUACUAACGCCACCACAGCAAGGCUUUUCGUCUUCUUCGUUUCUGACCCUGGAAUUGGAAAUGCAUCAUCACCAUGAAAAUAGACUCCAAGAAACGACGAGGAUUGGCACGGAGCACCAACUGGAGGUAAAGGAAAAAACGGAAACAGAAAUUUCGAAAACGGAAACAGCGCAGCGACACUUGGAAAAAACCAAAGACGCAAUAACCCCACGGAACGGGAAUCCCGCGUCCGGAAUAAAGACGAAGAAGCAGCAGGAGGAGCAGGCGGCUUACGAUAACUGGACGGGUUCCUUCUUUUGCGGGGACGUGAACACGGUAAUCCGCGUUGCGCAGGAGCGGAAGGGAAUCCUAGACUGCCUGAUGUCCUGUGCGCACGCGAUUUCUAUCCCCGCCUUUGGCGUUUUGUGCGACAAGAAGGGGCGGAAAUACAUGUUGGUGCUGGCGAUCUGGGGCUUGAUUUUCUACUACGUGAUCCUACUCGUCAUCGCCCUGUGGGUGGCCCCCUCGGCGAACGAUAAACUGGUGUACUUAGGCUCGUCUGCUUUAUCAAAGGACCCAAUUUGGGGCUCCGAUCUGGGCCACACUCUGACGAUCGAGGAGCAAGCGGCGAGAAGUGCGGGCUUGCGAGCGGAGAUAGAAACAACCGAGGUGAACAGUGGAAGAUCGUUGCAGGGAUCAGCCGUAAGAACGGCUGUCGCGGGCGGCGCGAGCCACAUCGCAGCAGCAGCAGCCGCAAGUAGCGCAUCUUCGUCUUCAUCCAGCGCAUCUUUCUCUUCCCUCGUGGAGCUGGAACAGAAAAUCACGAAGAAAAAGAGCGAUGGCCACGCUGAAACUGCAGUGCCACUCGCCGACGGGAAGAAUCGAGAAGGGAAGGGCAGUUCGUGGUUGGCAGGAACAAGCGCUGAACAACUUCCAGUUUUUGAGGGUGAAGGUGGAGCAGCGCCUUUGAAACAGGCGGCAAGCACCGCUGGUGGGGAUGAUAAUUUGGAAGUAAAGAAAAGUACUGACAUGUUGGUGGAACAAGAAACAAGCAAAGACACAACUGACCUAUCGAAGGGUAACGUUGCCGAGCCUGCUCCUGCGUCUGCCGCUACCGCCGCCGCAGCAGAUGAUCUCGCACUACCGGCGACAGCCGCUGUGACAAAGACUGCAGCGGCCGGAGAAGCGGCACCGGCAGCGCAGAAAGAACCUGAAGUGCAACAGCAGGCCGCCGCGCCGGCGCCGGUCGGGGAACAAAAACAGACAGGUACUACCGUGACGGAGCAAGCUGCAGAUGUAACAAAGGCUGCCAACGCAGCUGUACCUGCGGCUGCCGUGCCACCAGGAGAAGCAACAGCCGGAACAACAUCUUCUACCACAAAAGAUAAGCCCGCGGAGCCCCAACCUUCACCAUCCGCGGAGAAAGAGAGUGAAAAAACGUCGGCAGCGCCGGAAGCCACGGAGACUCCGCGGCAGAAACUUAAACUGACAGCGGACGUUUUCAAGCCGGCACUGUUUUCUGAUCGGGCCGCGCCGCAGGAAGUCGUACGGGAAGCGAAGGAGACACACGAGGAGACGAAGGUAAUCCAGGACGCAGACGCGGAAGCGAAGGAGAAGGAGUCUGCGAAUGCUGACACUGCAAGCGCGGGAACAAGUACCGAGGCUGGGAGCGAUAAGCAGGUCGGUGUGGCAGGAGCAGGGCCAACAGCAUUAGCAAGUAGUGGGACGAACAAAAACACGGCGCAGCCCGAACGCGCAGAGAAAGAACCGAAAGGCACACCAGGAGAAGGAAAUGCUGCAGGUGGUCCGAGUGCGCGCCCACAAGCGGAUGAUAUGGCGCCAGAAACUACAGCAAAGGACCAGGCAAAAACCGCUCCCGCGAGUGACAAAACAAGUUCGAGCGCAGGGAGUGCUGAGAAUAAUAAAGCUGAAGCGAAAAUAAACGCUGCUGCACACAAAAACAGCAAAGCCGACGCGAAACCACCGCCGAAGCCGGUGAUGAAGCAAAGUCACGACCUGCAGAUGGUUCAAGAAGCGGCCAAGGCGACGAGCGGAGCGACGUUCAAUAAGGGAGAGCAAGCCAAGCCCAAUCAGCAGCAGCAGGGCCUCCAGACACCGCACGCGGAGAAGAACUUCUUCCAAAAGUUCGGCGAUUGGGUGACGGAUCAUUUAGAAUUGCUCCUCCUUGUGUUCGCGUACCUGGUCCGCGGUUUUUUCAAAACUAGUUUCAUCGCCUUCCAUUCCAUGAUUUUCGACGCGACCUCGCUGGGCAACGAACGGGUGCUGGUGUUCGCUUUGCUGGACAUCCUGACCCAGAUCUGCGUUCUGGUGUCGGGUCUGGUUUCCUCCAGUUUGCUCGAAAACGAGUUCACGGAUUUCCCCGCUUUGUACAGCACCAUGGCGUUGCUCUACUCCGUUUUACUGGUCUGCGUGUCCAACCAUUUAAAGGAAACCCUGCAGAUUUCCAUCCACGAUUGGAUCAAUGUCGAGUCGGACCCCGAGGAACUGGAGCGGGAGGGAUUAUUAACCCGACACGCACAGUUAUGCAAGAAAAAAACUGUGUUAGUGAUAGUGUAAGUCUUUUGGGAAAACAGCAUCACAAGUUUGUCUGCCAUGACAGGAAAAACUUGUUAUGCGCAGAUAGGAAGGGAAAACACAUAGGAAGCCAGCCGAUCAUGCAUCUCAUCGAGCAUGACAAGUGUAACUGUUUUGAAAUUUCUGCAUCACACACAGUUUUUUUCUUGCAUCACAUUACUCCCGGUGGCGUCCAAACGCGAACAAAUCGUACGGCGAUCAAGAAGUUCUUGCAGCUUCGAGUCAGAACAAUACUUCCCCGGACGACACGACCACAAAAAGGAGCUCGUCUGUCCAGAUGAACAAUACUGACGGAAUAAAUAGUUCUAACCUUAUUAAUAUCUCCAGGGACGACAGCAAGGCUGAGAAGGCGAUCCUUUCGGACAGCACCAGCGUAGUGUCGCAAGUGUUUUCCUCCGUCUUGAGUGUCUUCGGGACGACGUCGAAUGAUAAUUCCGGCGACGGCAGUUUCCGCCCCUCUAGUGCAAGCGCGGACGAUAUUAGUACAGCAACGGGCAACAAAGGCGUGUUGGUUUUGAAACGAACCCGAUCACGUAUGAAUUGCUGCCAAAGGGCCCUCUACGACGUCGUGGCGUGGACCAAUUAUUUCGGCGACAUGUUCAACGCGUACGUGAAGUUGUUCCUAUCAAAUGCAAAAAUAUCUGGGUCUGGAAACUUGUCAUGCUGGGUGGCGUGUCAUGAUGAGGCUACAAAUGGUGGCUCAGCAUGACAAGUUUCUAAGCUCCCAGGUGUUGCCUAUUCUGCAUGACAAACUGCGGCUCUGCAGCACAGAAAGACGGAGCUCUUGGGUAACGUGCAUGACAGAUUUAAGAGCCAUGCCAGACAAGCAUGACAAACAUGAAUUCUUCCAGACCCAGACAUUUUUGCAGUUGAUAGUUCCUCGAAUCCAGCAACUUUAUCCAGCUCUGGACGGUGCAGUGCUUUUUUUUCACGUAUGAGAGUGCACAACUGCCACUCCCCCUCAUUUGUCAUGCAAGGCACCGGGUCCACUUUUAGCCUCUUGGCCAUAUCUGCAUCACAGGUUCUCCUGGCAGCCGAAAUAGCGCCGCACCAAUUUAUCAUGCAAAAUCUGCAUUGUUGCCGAUGCCUGUAUUGCUGCUCGUGCGGUAUAAUUAAAUGAACUGGAGGACGGGGUCUUGUGCACUCUCAUAUCACGUUGGCGACCUGCAUGAGCGAGAUCACCUCUUCCUACUCGAUUGCGGUAUGGAACUGGCACCAGGGCGAUCUGGAGUUCAUGUCCGCUUGUAUGAUGGUCGUGAACCUGGCGGCGCUUUGCGCCGCCCCUCUGGUUUUGUACGGAAACUUGCGGAAGAUUGAACGGCGGGGGAAGGAUGGGAAGCGGAAAGUGAAGGUGAUUCUGCUCGACGACGCGGAAAAUGAGAAGUACGCACUGAAUGUUUCGAGUUCCCCGGAAGACGACUACGAUUUCACCAGGUUGAACAUCCAUCAGGAACAACAAAACCAGAUCGAACACCAGCAAUUGAGUGACGGAAUGGUGAAGGGGAGUAGUGCGAUAGACGGUGCCAUCGCUCAACAAACGUCUCCACUUUCAACCGCUCGCUCAAACGCGCCGAGCGGAACUUCAAGCGCGCGCGGACAAAAUCGCAACGUGAUUCAAAUUUCCGUGAACAGCAGUGAUGAAGCACCCCUACGCGAUCCGGUGGGGGACGACCGAGGGACGGAAUCGGCCGGGCAAAUCGUAAUGUUCUACCCGGACGGAGACUCGGAACCUUUAUCAUCUGCAGGUUGUACAACGACGUCUAGAACUACUGAUGUCGAUCCGGAAGUCGCUGGAGAGGCAGUCGCGAUGAGGAAGAUCCAGCAGAGUUGUAAAAGUUCGAAAGAAACUUCUUCCACCGCAGCGGGUUUGAUCAUGAAAAAGUCGUCCAAAGACCAGAACUACAGGGGCCCCACGGAAGAGCCGGAACAGGAAGCGUUUCAGCAACUCCGCCGCGUCUCCAAACAAGACCCGAAUGAAACGCGGGACUCGGACCUGCUAGAAGACCACGGAUUGGCUCCGUUGUACUCCUCUCGUAGUUCCCCGGGCGGGUUUGUUUAUCCGCAGAAUGAAGCAGCGGACGAGGAUGAUCUGGAGCAAGGUGCUGGUGGCCUGUUUCACGACGGCGCGAAUGGCAGCAAGCCACGUGCGCGUCCCCGGGUUCAUUUUCAGCAUCUUCAAGGAGGCAACGGUUCGAUGUCUGCGCGCGGUGCGCCGCGAAGUACUAGGUCUGAUUUGAGCCCGCCGGGCGCCGGCAGUUCUAGCAGGAAACCCGCGCUGCGAAGGAACAGCCUACCCGGCGCCGCGGGGUCGUGGGGGUUUUCGCGGAAAAAAUUUGGAAGUUUGCCGAACCUGAACACCUUGGCGCGGCAUUCCGUGUCGGACGAUCACUGGUCCAGUUCGCACGCAGAUCGGUUCAGCGAAGCGGAAACGUCCCUGCACGAAAGGUACGCAAGUUUGCUGAUCCUGGGGUGCUGUAUCAACUUGACCUGCGAGUUGAUUUACACGGUGGAAGCGCCGUACUCCGGACGGUUUUUCGUCUUCAUGAACAUCAUCAGGCACUGCUUGGCGUUUCUGGCGAGCAUACGGUAUCUAUUGCAUAUCAAAAUUGGGGAUAGCAAGAUCGUCUUUCUGUGAUCAUGGUGUUGCAAUUUGCUCUGUCCGACAUUUUUAACAUGCUGUACUAAUAGCAUAAGUGUUGAAGAAAGUACUCAUAGCGUUGCCAACGUAUAUGAAAAUAGGAUUAAACGAAAUACAGCUCGUCCUUCAUUGCGGCGCGUCUUCCUGUGGACAAGCGUGCAAUGUGCCUUUCCUUCUUUUCUCUCACCAGCGAGAUUUCUCAAGCGUUCGGCUGCUACCUGUACGCGAAUUUGCUUUUCGAUCCGACCGCCAGGGGAUUCGCGGCGGGGUUGCCGUUUCGGUUCGCGUUUCUGAUGUACAUUCUGGCCGAUGCGAUUUACAUCUACGUCUUCUACACCUACCGAGAUCCGAACCGGGCGCUAGCGGAUGCAGAUGCCAAGGCGAGAAAAUCAAGCCACGGGGGCGGGGGUGACCAGUCGGACGUGGGCGGGUAGGGAAUUUCAGGCGAGGGCCUGCUGUGAGGAGGGAGAUUAAUAUUCUGAAAAUUUUAUUUCUAUUGUACAAUGAAUGGCUUUACUAUAGUUGUCGUCACUAGUAGUAAGUUUCACUUUUCAUCGUUUCAAUGAAAACCAAACUAUGAGAAUCCGUUUUUGCACAUACGUACUGUAGUGUAUCUCAAAUCACUCAGAUUCUGUAUCCAUUUUUAGAAGAUUGAAAUACGCUGUUGCAGUUCCAAGAAAAAAAAACCUGUAUCUAUAGCAAGGAACGCGAAGAUCUCACUGUUCAUGAGACUGCCCCUGUACUGCCUGUAUUGAACGACGCGUAUGCAUGCGAACCUGUGAGUGUGACUGUUGCGCGCCACCUUCAGUGAGUGAGAAAACAACAGGGCCAGUACGUUGGUAGGCACCGAUAU